CAAUGGCCAAACCCAGUGGCCAUUUUCGAGCCGUCAUUGUUGGGUGUGGGAUUGCUGGUUUGACACUUGCGCUGUCUUUUGAACGGCUCGGAAUCAACUAUGCUCUGCUCGAAGCCCGUGAGUCUUUGGAGCCGGGGUACGGCGCUGGAGCUGGUGUAGGGUUGCAGCCUAACGGACUGCGCAUCCUCGAUCAGCUCGGGCUGUUGGAGGAGAUUGAGGCGCAUACGCUCCCCCUAGAAACAUGGAUGUCGUUGGAUGCUAGCGGGAAGUUGCUCUCGACGUCCAGAGCGAUGAGCAUGUACCGUUCUAGGUAGGAGUGCUCUUAAUCUGGGUACACUGUUGUAUUCACUGUGUUCGCAGUAUCGGAUACAGCAUCAUGUUCGUGGAGCGUCGGAAACUUCUUCAGAUUUUGUCAAGCUGUCUGAAAGAGCGGCAGUCGAUCCGGACAUCUGCCUGCGUCGAAUCGAUCGAGGAAAGCGAGGAACAUGUCACAGUUCGCACAUCGGACGGUCUCUCCAUCACAGCCGAUGUGGUCGUGGGUGCCGACGGGAUCCGGAGUCGUGUUCGCAGUUUUAUCGACAGGAUGGUCCACAGCGAUGCCGAUGACUGUAGGUGGACCCUGCAGCUUGUCGCACCUGGCCAUACUGAUGAGUUGGUUCGAAGACAUGUCCGUCAAACUUGCUGCCGUGUACGGCAUGUCUUCUCCUACCAAGGGCAUUGAUCCGGGAGAUCGCUUCACUGUCUAUCGAGAAAAAGCAACUGUCGUUGGGUUUGCCGGCAAAGAUAGUGUCGUCUUUUGGUUUGUCUUUGAGAGACUAGACCACUCCUACCCCUUGUCGAAGUGUCCGCGAUACACAGCAAUCGAUGCCGACACUCUCUGCCAAACCGUCAUCGAUGUACAAGUUGCCCCGUUCGUGAAGUUUGCAGACCUCAACACAAAUCGCAUCGUCGCUACCAAAGUGGCCGCCGAGGAGGGCGUAGCCAGGACAUGGCACACCCAGCGAACUGUGAUCGUGGGUGACGCAGCACACAAGAUGACCCCUGCCGGCGGUAUGGGCGCAAACCAAGCCAUUGAGUCGGCGGCCGUCUUAGUCAACGAGAUCAUGAAGGCUAAGAACGCAUCUAACGGAAAGCCUUCGCGCAAAUCGGUGCACUCAGCCCUGGCACGGUACGCAGAACAGCGCCUCCGAGAAUCAGCCCCAGCUGUAGAGAGAUCACGGAUGAUCUGCGAAGCGCUAUUCUGUAAUGAAGGACCGGCAAUUCCCAAGCUCAGACAAGCGUUGAGUCUAUCGGAUGAGGAGUUGCUACCCCGAGUACUGGGGGAAUUUUCUCGUGCACCGGUUUUGGAGAAUCUUGCGCUUUCGCCUAGAGGAAUCCAGUACGAGGAGAUGGCUACCUUUUUGAAACAGAGAGCAAUGGAGAUCGGGAUGGCAACUCACUAGAAUGGCUGAAGCUGAUAUUGAUGUUUAGAAUAGAAU
Molecule: messenger RNA, 1478 nt
Organism: Aspergillus sclerotioniger CBS 115572
Lineage: Eukaryota; Fungi; Ascomycota; Eurotiomycetes; Eurotiales; Aspergillaceae
Product: FAD-dependent oxidoreductase
Exons: 2
Coding region: 486-1442 (318 amino acids)
Molecular function (GO): FAD binding
Source: RefSeq, a predicted model, not a curated record